CUGCUGUGCCACGUGUAACAUUCUAUGCUAUCGUGCGCCGGUCUCUGUUUUUGUCCUCCGACUUUGAAGCCUUCAAAAUCAAAUGCAUUCAUAUUUAAUAAGUCCUACUUGUUAAUAAUAAUAAUAAUAAUUAAUAAUAAUGCAAACAGAGAUAAAAAUAUAUAUAUUAUUUUUUUUUUAAAGAAAAAAAGUCAAGCUUUAUCUCCCAUACCAUAUCCCAAACUUUCUUCCAACCUCAUAUAUUAACAAAUCUUUGAUAUUUCUCUCUUUCACUGAGAUUUUCUUGGGUUUUGAUUAAUUUUCUUUGAUGGGUGUUUUUUAUUUACUGAUCGUAAAAUUUCCAACGUAUAAAUUAUCCGGCUGUCUUCGUUGACGAGCUUUCUCUUUCCAUAAUUAGCUUUUUCGUCCACCUCUCUUGAAUUCAGAGCUUUCUUCAUCAGAUCUUUCAUAUUUAUCCUUUUAUCUUUUAUUCUUUUCUCUUUUUUUUUCUCAUCAUAGAAAUUCUUGCGCUUGUUAUGAUUCUGGUUUGAGCGAUUUUCAAGGAAAUAGAAGAAGAAGAUGAUGAUGAUGACAAUGGAGGGUAUGAUGGAUAGAGGGGUAUUGGAUGAUAUACUAAGGAGGCUAUUAGAAGGAAGAGGAGGCAAACAGGUUCAGCUCUCCGAGGGAGAGAUUCGUCAACUCUGCGUCAACGCUCGCCAAGUGUUCCUCUCUCAGCCCAAUCUUCUCGAGCUCCAUGCUCCUAUUCGAAUCUGCGGUGAUAUACAUGGACAAUACCUUGAUUUAUUGAGGCUAUUUGAAUAUGGCGGAUACCCUCCUGCUGCAAACUACCUCUUUCUUGGUGACUAUGUGGAUCGAGGCAAACAAAGUCUAGAGACAAUAUGUUUGCUUUUGGCCUACAAAAUAAGAUAUCCUGACAAAAUUUUCCUCUUGAGAGGAAAUCAUGAAGAUGCAAAGAUUAAUCGUAUUUAUGGUUUCUAUGAUGAGUGUAAAAGGAGGUUUAAUGUCAGACUUUGGAAGAUUUUUACUGACUGCUUCAACUGCUUGCCUGUGGCAGCACUCAUCGACGAUAAGAUACUAUGCAUGCAUGGAGGGCUUUCUCCAGAUCUUCAUAAUGUGAACCAAAUAAAAGAAAUUCAAAGGCCUACUGAAAUCCCAGAGUGUGGUCUUCUCUGUGAUCUUCUUUGGUCUGAUCCUGAUAGUACAAUUGAGGGCUGGGCAGACAGUGAUCGAGGUGUUUCCUGUACGUUUGGAGCUGACAGAGUUGCUGAUUUUUUAGAGAAGAAUGAUCUUGAUCUCAUUUGUAGAGGUCACCAGGUGGUAGAGGAUGGAUAUGAGUUUUUUGCAAAAAGAAGAUUAGUCACAAUAUUUUCAGCUCCAAACUAUGGUGGGGAGUUCGACAAUGCAGGUGCUCUACUGAGUGUAGAUAAAGGUCUAGUGUGUUCUUUCGAAAUUUUGAAACCAAUGAACCAUAAAGCAUCAUCCAGUAGUUCCAAUGCAUCUCCAAUAACUCUGAAAAAGCCUCCUAAAACUGGAAAGAUCUAACUUUAAACAAGUUUCCUACAUGGAGAAGUUCUAAUGGUGAUUUCCUUCAUUUCGGGUGAAAGAUUCAGAGAGCUCCAUUUCAAUGCUAUGAGUUCAAAUUGUGUGUGCAAGUGAGAUUGGGAGAAAAAAGUGUCCCUUCCUAAUCCACCCACAUGAUCUAACCAUCACGAGAUUAAAGCUUUGCCAUUGUCCAUUUUAGUUGCACCGAAAUUCUUUGUAAAACUUGUAAAUCUUUAUAUAUUUUUAUGUAUUGUUGCGUGUGCAGGAAAGAGGUUUAUGUGGUUUAGGGUGGAAUUUGUGAGAAGUUGAGAAAAAGGCUUGCAUUAAUUUUGUUUUGUUUUGUGUAAAAUCCAAGUUUCACCUACAGUGUUAUGUUGCUCCCGGUAAGUGAUUUUACUGACUUUGUUAACAGCUAAAUUAUAAAAUGACCAAAUAACAGAUGACUUCAAAUAUUAUGCUGUUAUUUCUUA
Messenger RNA from Cannabis sativa, 2012 nucleotides. RefSeq names its product serine/threonine-protein phosphatase PP1 isozyme 9. The transcript has 4 exons. Bases 559 to 1542 code for a protein of 327 amino acids. Gene Ontology annotation, molecular function: protein serine/threonine phosphatase activity. NCBI's taxonomy places the organism in Eukaryota, Viridiplantae, Streptophyta, Magnoliopsida, Rosales, Cannabaceae. The record is from RefSeq and is a predicted model, not a curated record. Gene Ontology annotation, cellular component: cytoplasm; nucleus.